CUCCCAGCCCUCCAGGCCAAGGGUGCAUCCGGCCAGCCGCGUCCCGGAGCUGCCCCUCUCUGGUGGCUGGGCCCGGGGCUCACUCCACUGCCAGAGUUUCUAAUUUUCACCAACACCUCGGAAGACCCGCGGCGCACGUGCAGUGGAUACCUCCACCCCUGGAGGGGCGGGGCCAUGCUCGCAGCCAAUGAGCGCGGGGGGGGCGGAGGGUUAGGGAAGCUUCGAGAGGCCGGCUUGGAGGAGGUUAUAAGUAGGGUACGGACGAGCAAAGGGCAGCAAAGCCAUGCAGUCCAAGCGCGAGUGUGAGCAAUGGUGUGAGAGGGUGAAUCCGGAGAACAAGGCGGCCCUGGAGGCGUGGGUCAGGGAGACUGGCAUCCAGCUGGUGCAGGUGAACGGGCAGAGGAAGUAUGGCGGGCCGCCUCCAGGCUGGGUGGGCAGCCCGCCGCCGGCCGGGUCCGAAGUGUUUAUCGGACGGCUGCCCCAGGACGUGUACGAGCACCAGUUGAUCCCACUGUUCCAGCGCGUGGGCCGCCUCUACGAGUUCCGCCUGAUGAUGACCUUCAGCGGCCUGAACCGUGGCUUCGCCUACGCCCGCUACAGCUCUCGGCGCGGCGCGCAGGCCGCCAUUGCCACGCUGCACAACCACCCGCUGCGGCCUUCGUGCCCGCUGCUGGUGUGCCGCAGCACGGAGAAGUGCGAGCUGAGCGUGGACGGGCUGCCGCCGGGGCUGAGCCACCAGGCGCUGCUGCUGGCGCUGCGGCCGCUGGGGCCCGGCCUGCAGGAGGCGCUGCUGCUGCCCAGCCCCGGGCCGGCGCUGGCCCAGAUGGCGCUGCUCAAGUUCAGCUCCCACCGCGCGGCCGCCAUGGCCAAAAAGGCCCUGGUGGAAGGGCAGUCCCGCCUCUGUGGAGAGCUGGUGUCUGUGGAGUGGCUCAAGCCAGACCUGAAACAGCAACUACGCCAGCAGUUUACAGGUCCCUCCCUGCGGUUCCUUCAGACAGAAGGCACCCAGUUGGCUCUACCCAGGGACAAGCUAGGGUCCCAAGGUGCUCGGGCUGCCCUGCAGCUGCUGUGCCAGCGGAUGAAGCUGGGCAGCCCGGUGUUCUUGACCAAGUGUUUGGGGAUGGGCCCUGCUGGCUGGCACCGCUUCUGGUACCAGGUGGUGAUCCCUGGGCAUCCAGUGCCUUUCAGUGGCCUCAUCUGGGUUGUGCUAGCCACGGAUGGGCAGGAUGGGCAUGAGGUGGCCAAGGAUGCCGUGUCCGCACGGCUGCUAGAGGCACUGGGUGAGUCAGGGGCAAGCCUCUUGUGGUGUGCUGGCGCUGAGGCAGCUGCCAUGGUUAAACAGUGAUCUC
Ochotona princeps (American pika) is the source of this 1349-nucleotide messenger RNA. RefSeq names its product DND microRNA-mediated repression inhibitor 1 (gene DND1). Gene Ontology annotation, molecular function: mRNA binding. The coding region runs from base 284 to 1345 and encodes 353 amino acids. Gene Ontology annotation, cellular component: nucleus; cytoplasm. The record is from RefSeq and is a predicted model, not a curated record. Gene Ontology annotation, biological process: germ cell development; negative regulation of miRNA-mediated gene silencing; mRNA stabilization. NCBI's taxonomy places the organism in Eukaryota, Metazoa, Chordata, Mammalia, Lagomorpha, Ochotonidae. The transcript is spliced from 4 exons.